Messenger RNA from Annulohypoxylon truncatum, 1815 nucleotides. RefSeq names its product nucleotide sugar dehydrogenase. Gene Ontology annotation, molecular function: UDP-glucose 6-dehydrogenase activity; NAD binding. The record is from RefSeq and is a predicted model, not a curated record. The coding region runs from base 1 to 1815 and encodes 604 amino acids. NCBI's taxonomy places the organism in Eukaryota, Fungi, Ascomycota, Sordariomycetes, Xylariales, Hypoxylaceae. Gene Ontology annotation, biological process: polysaccharide biosynthetic process; glycosaminoglycan biosynthetic process. Gene Ontology annotation, cellular component: nucleus; cytosol. The transcript has 3 exons.
AUGGCCGACUUAACACGUCCUAUUUUGAACAUAUGCUGUGUGGGUGCUGGCUAUGUUGGCGGCCCGACUGCCGCGGUCAUUGCCUUGCAAAACCCGCAGCUUCGUGUCACAGUUGUGGAUAAGAAUGCGCGGCGAAUCCGGAGAUGGAACUCGGCGCACUUGCCCAUUUACGAGCCAGGCCUAGGAGAGGUCGUACGCAUCGCCCGUGACGGAUCCAGGAAAUGUUACUUUUUCAACCACCCAGAAAGCGAGCAAGCCCUGAGCUGCGACAAACUGCAUCAUAGCAACUGGGCUGUCCUGCCAGAGAGACAACCGAACUUAUUCUUCUCCACCCAGGUAGCGCGGACCAUUGCCGAGGCAGACAUCGUCCUCAUCGCGGUCAAUACGCCAACUAAGACAAAAGGUGCUGGAGCGGGUAGCGCUACCGACAUGACGGCUUUCGAGGCCGUUACUAGUGAGGUCGCCCAACAUGCUCGACCAGGGACUAUCAUCGUAGAGAAAUCAACUGUUCCCUGCAGAACAGCCGACCUUGUUCGAAAAACUAUGGCCGUUCACCGUCCAAACAUCCACUUCGAAAUCCUGUCGAACCCGGAAUUCUUAGCUGCGGGUACAGCGAUGAAAGAUCUCAUGUUUCCCGAUCGCGUACUUAUUGGCUCUUCGAUGACGGCGUCCGGCCGCUGGGCCGCCGAAGCGUUGGCAGAUGUUUAUGCGGCAUGGGUUCCGCGAGAACGUAUCAUUACCACUAAUGUCUACUCGUCGGAGCUGUCUAAGCUUGUGGCCAACUCCAUGUUAGCACAACGCAUCAGUAGCAUCAACUCGAUAUCCGCGAUCUGCGAGAAGACGGGAGCGAACGUUGAUGAAAUAGCAGCGUCUAUCGGCUGCGACCCCCGAAUAGGGGACAAAUUCCUAAAGGCGGGUAUCGGAUUUGGUGGAAGCUGUUUCAAGAAAGACAUCCUCAGUCUAGUCUACUUGGCCGAGUCUCUCGGCCUCGAAGAAGUAGGCGAAUAUUGGCGACAAGUUGUCAAGAUGAACGAAUACCAACGCGAUCGAUUUUCUAAACGAGUGAUCAGUUGUUUAAAUAACACAUUAGCGGGAAAGAAGAUCACGGUCCUCGGGUACGCAUUCAAGGCCAACACUUCCGAUACGAGAGAAUCGCCCGCACUCGAGGUCAUAAAGACCCUCCUCGAAGAGGGCCCCAGGGAGAUUGCUAUAUUUGAUCCUUGCUGCAACCCUGUGGUUGUCAGAACCGAGAUCAAGGAACUUCUUAGCAGCAAAGCCGCGCUUGGAGAUGACGGCGGGCCGAUCGAGAUUUAUUCGAGUCCUUACACUGCUUGCGAUGGUAGCCACGCCAUCCUCAUAACGACCGAGUUCGACGAAUUUCGAACCACGCCAUCUAAACAUUUAGGCAAGAGGUCCUCCGUGAAGGCCAAGCCUGCUGUCAAGAUAGAAAAGAAGAAAGACGCGGAUCCUCGACCUAUUAAAGACCUCUUAAAAGGGCCAACAGAGACAGAGAUCCUAGCUCUUCAUAAAUACCUCCUGGGUAAUUCAUCUCCGGUACCCGAUAACGAUCCUUUACAUCGAUAUAAGCCAGAACCAAAUUGCGAGAACGAUUGUCCAGAUUGCGGUCUUAUAAAGACCAGCGGCUACUCCACUGCAGGAAACUCUGGCGAGGAUCGACCUAAGGAAAGACUCGAUUGGAGCAAGAUCGCGUUCAAUAUGAACAAGCCCAAGUGGCUAUUCGACGGCAAGGGCAUCGUCGACGCGGACCAGUUGACCACCUUAUACGGCAUUAACGUAGAGAGCAUCGGGCGUUAG